This is a messenger RNA of Fragaria vesca subsp. vesca, 649 nucleotides long. RefSeq lists its product as uncharacterized. The coding region runs from base 105 to 275 and encodes 56 amino acids. The record is from RefSeq and is a predicted model, not a curated record. NCBI's taxonomy places the organism in Eukaryota, Viridiplantae, Streptophyta, Magnoliopsida, Rosales, Rosaceae. The transcript has a single exon.
UUUCCAGAAGAUCGGAGAGCCCAAAUUGGUCCCCAUAAAAACCCAGAGUUUUCAAAAUCCAAAAACCCUAGAAAUCGCAGGGCUUAUGUGCUUGGAAGAAUCGAAUGGGGAUCAUAAAGAGCUCGUUCUCCUUCAUACUGGGCGGGUUCACCGGAGUCUACCUAGCCCAAAACUACGCCGUUCCGAACAUCAAGAAGCUCGCCGACACUGCCGUAUUCAUGGCCAAGCAAAUCGAGGAGAAGUACCGCAAACCCAAGAAGAAAGACGAGGACUAGGAUCGGAGGAUUGACGGAGUUUCAAAACCCAGGUUCUGAUUUUGGGAGAUUCCUAAUUAAUUGUUUUUAGUUGAUGAAAGAGAUAUUAGUAAAACAAAAAGUAAUAUAAUUUGUGAUGGUUUUGUUACUUUGAGGAUUCAGGUUUACUGUCAAGUGAAAAUUUUUGGUCUUGUUUACUGCUAAUGAAAGGCUUUGGAGUAGUUUUGUGAUUGUGUCUGCUCUGCAUGUGAUUAGUUGCAUUAUGUGUUUGGUAGCUGGAUAUGAGGUUUUGAAUGAAAAACUGGUAUUUUGGAUUGGAGAUGCUUUGUGAAUCGCUUUGAAAAGUGGGUAGUCAGUAGUUAGAGUUUAGUCUUUUUAGUAUGAAAAGUGGGUAG